AAAGGAAGAAGAAAAAGAUAAAAGAUGAAGGAGAAAAAAUAAAUAAAAGAAGAAAAAAUAAUGAUGGUUCCGAGAAAACAAAUGUGUAUCCGAUGUUUUGAAUGAAAACAUCGACUGUCCGUCGGUAAUGUGUAUUGAAAAAAAGAAAUAUAGUCGAAGCUAUUCCACUACUAUUUCCUCCUCUGUAUUAUCGAUCUGGUUCGGUCCGAUGUGGACAUGCGUUUAACGUUAUAACUUCAUUGUGACAAAUGCCCUGUUCGGGGUAUCCUGUUUUUUUUGAGUGUUCAUCGUUCGGAUAAAUUUUUUCAUCGGUUCAAAUAAAUUCUAGAAUAUUAUCGUCGUCUAGAAUACAAUGUAAAAUCCGAUUUGUGAUGAUGGACGUCAUAAAAGUUCAUUGAUCGAACAACGAAUUAUUUCUCUCUCUCUCUCUCUCUCUCUCUCUCUCUCUCUCUUUCUCUCUCUCUCUCUCUCUCUCUCUCUAUCUGUCUAUCUCUCUGUCUGUCUCUCUCUCUCUAGUGUCUGCAACAUGUGCCUUUUCUAUCUGUAAGAAUCCCGUCUCGAAUAAAUAACGAUGACUGCCAUGAUCGAGGACGUACAAGCUCUACAAACCCUAACGAUUCAUACUAGCGACGUAAAUAGCGUCGAUUUUGCUGGCGAUUGUAUCCUGGUAACUGGAUCGGGGGAUAAACGUGUAAGAGUAUGGGAAUGGCAGAAUGGUACAGGCUAUGUCGAAGCUUUCUUUUCACCACUUUUAGGUCACAAAUAUGGGGUAACUUCGGUUAAAGUUAGUCCACAAUCGACCAUGUUAGCUUCUUCUAGUAUAGACGGUACUACAUUGCUAUGGAAUUUAAGGACGGGAACGAAGAUACAUACGAUGGUACAAGUUGGCGGAGAAUCCGUAAGAAUUUGCAGAUUUUCUCCGGAUUCAACAUUGUUAGUUACAGCUGGAGAUAACGGACAAAUUUGUCUUUGGGAUUUGAUACAUCGUACUUUGAUCAGAUCAUUUCAGAAACACGAAAGUGCCGUGCAGGGAGUAUGUUUUACACCCGAUUCAAAUUGGUUACUCACAACUUGCACAUUCGGCGUUAUGAAUCUAUUCUCAACAGCCGAAAUGAUCGAUCCUAGCGUGUCUAAUAGUCAAUCAGUAACCGUGUUUGCCUCGAUAGACGACGCUCAUGAUCUUGGUGUAGUGUCUUGUGAUUUUUCAAUCUCACAAGAGGUAACGGGUACAGGUAAUGAGUCAUUUACCAAAGUUUAUCAAUUGGUUACCUGCGGCAAUGAUCACAACGUAAAACUUUGGGAGGUCAUUGUGAUUCAAGAAAAAUCCGAAGCCCAGCCAAAUUCUGCCACUAUAAAUCUUUACAGGGUAAUGGAAAAGCACAGCAGUGCCUUAACUUGCGUAAGAUUUAGUUCCAACGGAUUAUACAUUGCUAGUAGUAGUCUUGAUAAAACAUCAGUAAUUUGGGAGACGAAUACAGGAAAAAUACGUAACGUGUUAGCGAGACACAAUAGAUACGUCGCGUGUUGCGCUUUUUCGAGAGAUGGAAAUCUUCUUGCAACUGGUUCUAACGAUAAGUCAGUUAUUGUGUGGGAUCUAACAGGACACCUAACUAUCGAUUCUGAACUUAUACGACACGGUGUUCCUAAGUUAUUAUUAAAUGAACGUGGAAAGAAUGCUAUACACGAGCACGAUGUAGUACAGAAUGCGGAAUCAUCUGGGAACGAAGUGAAAUUAAUUCAAAGGAUUGACGAUCAUGGUGGGGCGGUCAAUGGCGUUGCUUUUUAUGGAAAUCAUUUGAUAUCUUCUGUUUCAGGGGAUAAAUUGGUACGUAUAUGGGGUAUUGAAAAAAAUGAGGAAGACGAGGAGGAUAUGAGAUUUCAAGAGAAAUCUUUCAGUCCUUUGGAAGGCCAUAAGUAUAGCGUAAAUUACGUAGAAUUUAGUCCUUGCGGUACGAUGCUUGCCUCGUGUUCAUUGGACGGUACCACAAUAGUUUGGAAUACUGAGAACGGUGGACAUGCAAGAGGAUCGUUCGUUAAUUCUGGAUCGGGGCUUCGCGUUUGUCGUUGGUCUCCAGAUGGUACCAAAAUAGCAACAGCUGGGGACGAUGAAAAAACGACAUUAUGGAACAUGGAUAGUAUGGAACACUUACAAUUAUCUUUCAGAAUUUUCGAAGGUCAUGCCGAUGCGAUUACAUCGAUAGCGUUUACCCACGAUUCACGUUAUUUGGCAACAGCUUGUAACGAGGGUACAUGGAGAUUGUUCGAUAUUCUUAAUGAAAAAACAGAAUCAGCAUUAUUGGUUUGCGACGAAGCGCAUGAUUUGGGUGUACAAGGAUGUGACUUUAGUCCAACUGGUUCUAUAGGCGCUAGAGGUGACUCUAAUUUGAAUAACAACAAACAGACAUAUCUAUUAGCGACAUGUGGAAACGAUUCUCUCGUUAAAUUAUGGCAAUUAACUAUUUCUAAUAAGGAAGAUGAUUCUAUAGAUUGUAUGGGAACAAGCGAUUGUAAUAUUAACUUCAAAGAAAAAAGAACAUUCGCCGGUCAUGGUGGUAAUGUUAUGGACGUACGUUUCUCUCCGAUUCAUGGAGAAAUUUUAGGAAGCGUUGCUACCGAUAGAACAGCACGUAUAUGGAGCAUUUUUUCCGGAGCUUGUUUAUACGUCCUCGAAGAUCACGAAAGUCUCGUAACGUCAUGCGCAUUCUCCGAAGAUACAUCUUUAUUCAUUACAGGCUCAUUAGACAAGACCGUUUUAGUAUGGAGGAUACCUCAUCAAUUGGUAUCUCAAAGUAUAUUGAUCGAUAGUUUAAAACAAAAUAGAAAAAAGUUAACUGAUUGGAGAAUCGACGACACUUUGAAAUGGUUGAAUGAAAUAGGAUUAUCGAAAUUAAUGAAAAGAGCUCAUACAUGUGUAUUAACGGGACGACAAUUGUUGAGUAUUCCGGUCCAUGAAUUAUUAAUUAAACUCGAUCUCGAGAACGACGAGGAGAUGGCCGAAAUAUUCAAGAAACAAUUGUACUGGUUAAAAAAAGAGGACGCUAAUGCAAUGGAGAUCUCGGACGAAACAGAAAUACCCCAUGAAUUUUUGUGUCCCAUAACACACGAGAUAAUGAAAGAACCAGUUCAAUGUUCAGAUGGAUUUACGUAUGAGAGAGCGGCCAUAAACGAAUGGUUCUUGUGUGGUAAAUAUACAAGUCCGAUGACGAAUGAACCAUUACACGAUACUACUUUUACACCAAAUAUUAAUCUGAGAAAUGCAAUAUGUAUACUUCUUCAUGGUAACGAGCCGGAAUAAUAUAUUUUUAAGAUAAAUCAGUUCUGUCAAUAAUCUUUGAAAAGAUAAAUUAUAAUUCUUUUUAUUAUUAGCUGAGUAUAUACAUAUACAAGCAUUUACACAUAAUAAGAUCUAAAAAGACGAAGAUACAAUACACAUAAUGUAUUUACAUCAUAUAUGCUGUUAGUGGACCAAUCGUAUUAUACAUUGCACAACAAGCAAGUCUUGAAAUAUUUUCAGUUGUUCUAAACUUAUUCUAAUCUUCAUUAAUUAUGUCGAUAUACAUUUGUAUUUUUAUAUUGUUAUUAUGAAAUACGUUAAACGUAUUUUACUGAAGUAUUAUUGGAAAACAAAAGAUAUGAACAUAUAGAAAAAUCAAACAUGAUAAUCAUGAUUACAUCGUCUGUGUGUAUAUAUGUAUAUAUAUAUAUAUACACGGUAAUUAUAUUGCAGAAAUAAUAUGAGCGAAAUGGUCCACAGUAUAGUUCAUUAUGUAUAGUAUCAUAAAAGAAAACAAUAUGUAAAUGAUUUAGGAUUUCAUUUACGAAAAUAUAAAAAGAAUCAUUGAAGACUCAUAAAAUAUAAGAUGAUACUAUCAUAGGAUAUACAUACAUAGAAAAUAUUAUAAACGUUGAUAAUAAUAUGAGUAUGUUAUGUAUAUUUUAUGAAAAUAUGAUACACUAGCAUGCAUAUAUAUACAUAUAAAUAUAUAUAUAUAUAUAUAUAUAUAUAUAUAUAUAUAUAUAUGUAUGUAUGUAUGUAUAUGUAUAUAUAGUGACCUGAUGUACAGAAAUAGUACAAUUUCAUAUUAAUAUUAUCGACAAUCUUCGUGAAUUAAAAAGGACAAGAAAAAUUGUACCAACGUAUAUGCACUUAUAUGUUGUAUUAUCUCUGAGCGCGUAUAUAUUAUACAUAUCGAAUCGAUGAGAAUUUUGUAGAAGUUGUAAACACAAGUAAAACUACAUGAUGAUGAUGAUGACGAUGAAGACGACGGCGAUGAUGUUAUUCGUUAAAUUUUAAACUUCUUAAAGUGAAAAUCUAUCGAAAACAAAGUUUUGGUAAAUGUUUCACUAAAAUCUUCACACAUAAACGAUUUUUAUAUAACGUAUAUAAUUAACGUCACGUUUUUGAUAUUUAUGCAAUCUCUGAAGGAUAUGCAUACUCAUAUCUUGUAUAGAGCCAUGUAUUAUUACAUAAAAUUAUUAGUGAAUUACUAAUUUUUUUAGUGAAUAUUUUUUUUCUUAUUUGAACGUUAAAAAUGAUAAUAGUUACGUACUUAUAUUGUACAUACCUAGACUACAUACAUACAUACAUAUUUAAAAUGAUUCAAUUCAACAUAUUUGAAUAUUAAAAAAUAUAUAUAUAUAUAUAUACAUAUAUAUAUAUAUAUAUAAAAAUUUGUAUGUAUAUUUCUGUGAUAAAAUAUAUUAAUUCGGUUGAAUUGUUGUUUACGAGAGAUAUAAUCAAAGAAUAUGUUUGCGAUAAAAUAAUAUAAAUUGUUAAUUUUAUUAAUAUACAUAUAUAUACAUAUAUAUAUAUAUAUAUAUAUAUAUAUAUAUAUAAUUAUGUACAAUCGAGCUUUGUUAAUGUUACGAUAUUAUGUUAUUACUAUGGCGUGCUCAUUGUACGGUUAUCACUAAUAAAUACACAAAAUUUCCACCAACAAAAAAAUAUAAUUGAUAAUAUUCAUUUCAAAGUUAAAUGUUAAAAGGGAAAAAAAAAACAAUGGGUCGGGGCGGAGGGGAGAGAGGAAGAGGAGAUUCGAAAGAACCGCCAUAAGACCUAUAAAAUCGUGAUCCUAUUGGUUGUCACCUAGAUGGCGCUAUAUUCAAUUGUUCGAUUUGUAAACGUAGAUUGUAAUAAAGAAAGUUAAACGUAAUGAAAUAUUAUUAUCGAAAAUUUAGAAAAAUCUUGACGGAUCAUUGAAAUAAAGAAUGAUUUUAAUUCAUUGAUCAAAGAUAUUAAGUUAAAAGUAUAUUUAUUUUCACGAGUGAUAGGGGAAAAGAACGAAAGAUUAGCAGGGAAAAAAAUUUUAAACGUUCGUGAGUCACUUCCGUUUUGUGGGUAGAGCGACUACGUCACCAUAUGUGACGCUGCUGCAUAUAGAGAGACGAUCGAAAAGAAACGAAGUUUGGCACCGCCUGUUGACAGGAUACGUGUGAACGUCGCUCUACGUAUUAUAACGCGAGUGUUUAGAAAUAAUAAUAAGAAAAAAAAAAGAUAUAUCUAUAUAUAUAUAUAUACACACAUAAUAUAUAUUUAUAUAUAUAUAUAUACAUA
Messenger RNA from Vespa velutina, 5554 nucleotides. RefSeq names its product WD repeat, SAM and U-box domain-containing protein 1-like. Gene Ontology annotation, molecular function: ubiquitin-protein transferase activity; protein binding. Lineage: Eukaryota; Metazoa; Arthropoda; Insecta; Hymenoptera; Vespidae. The transcript has 18 exons. The record is from RefSeq and is a predicted model, not a curated record. The coding region runs from base 572 to 3295 and encodes 907 amino acids. Gene Ontology annotation, biological process: protein ubiquitination.